Molecule: messenger RNA, 3347 nt
Organism: Rhea pennata
Lineage: Eukaryota; Metazoa; Chordata; Aves; Rheiformes; Rheidae
Gene: CASP7
Product: caspase 7
Exons: 7
Coding region: 143-1072 (309 amino acids)
Biological process (GO): proteolysis; execution phase of apoptosis; positive regulation of neuron apoptotic process
Cellular component (GO): cytoplasm
Source: RefSeq, a predicted model, not a curated record
GCGGUUCAGCCCCCGGCGUGGAGGAGCCGCUGGUAUUUCUCGGGGCUCAGAGUCUCCCGAGGCGAAAACACCUGCUCUUCUUGGUGGUCCGAUCCGGGGCUCGGGCUGCGCCGAGCCUUGCUCCGGCGCCCACGCCGCGGGGAUGUCAGGAAACCAGCAUGUUGAUCGCUCCAUUCAAAACAGAAAUAAUGAAGACCAAGGUGAUACAGUUGAUGCAAAACCAGACAGAAGUGGCAGAUUCUCACUUUUUCUAAAAAAAAAGAAGAAUGGAGAAGAAGAGCAGCCAAAGUUCACUCUCAGUAAUCAGUACCGAAUUGUUACACCCACAUUCCAGUAUAAUAUGGACUAUGAGAAAGUUGGCAAAUGUAUUAUUAUAAACAACAAAAAUUUUGAGGAAAAAACAGGAAUGGGCACACGCAAUGGCACUGAUAAAGAUGCUGGAGAUCUAGCUAAGAGUUUUAGAAACUUAGGUUUUGAGGUUUGCACAUACAAUGAUCGAAGCUGUGAUGAUAUGGAAAAAUUACUGAAACGAGUUGCUGAAGAAGAUCACAGUGGUGCUGCUUGUUUUGCCUGUAUUCUUCUAAGCCACGGGGAAGAAGGCCUUAUAUACGGCACGGAUGGACCUAUGGCAAUCAAGAGUCUGACUGCUCUCUUCAGAGGAGACAAAUGUAAAAGCCUCAUAGGCAAACCCAAAUUAUUUUUCAUUCAGGCAUGCCGAGGCUCUGAAUUUGAUGAAGGGAUACAGACUGACUCUGGACCUGCAAAUGACACUCUGGAAACAGAUGCCAAUCCUAGAUACAAAAUCCCAGUAGAAGCAGAUUUUCUGUUUGCAUAUUCUACAGUGCCAGGUUAUUAUUCCUGGAGGAAUCCUGGAAGAGGCUCUUGGUUUGUGCAGUCUCUAUGCUCUGUUCUAAAUGAGCAUGGAAAACAACUUGAGAUCAUGCAGAUCCUCACACGCGUCAACUACGUGGUGGCCACAAAUUUUGAGUCACAGUCUGAUGAUCCACGCUUCAGUGAGAAGAAGCAGAUUCCCUGUGUGGUCUCUAUGCUCACUAAGGAACUUUACUUCUGAAUACAUAUUUUAAUGCAGCCGAUGGCAUGAGAUCAGGGUAUGCCGUUGGGAGGAGGUUUGAUAAUAAACUGGUGUAACACAUUUUUUAAUAAAAGAAAUGUAAUUAUACUGACUUUUUAUAUUGUAUAAACUGAAAUUUCUGAAGGAUGGGUGAUAUGCAGGAUUUUAAUGAUGAAACAAAUGCUGUGGGCCAGCCAUACAGCUAACACCUUGAUUUCCCUUAGUGUGACUAUCUUGAUUUACAGGUGCUGAAGAUGUAUAUCUCCAUGCCUAUAAGCAAAGAAAGCUUCCAAAAUUACACCUAUCUUCCAUUUACUUCAUACACUCAAGAGAUGCUGUGAAUUUUUCUUUUGUAAUGUUCAACUGUUAUGUUGCAUUAUGUGUUUUUGGAUUAUUAUCUCCCUACCACUCAAAACUUUCCAUCUAAUUUCGUUCAUAUUUUGGUUGCUGAUUUUUCCUUUUAGUCUUGCAUUGCUCUUGGUGCUUCACCACUAUGAAGUGGAAAGCUUUCAGUGUUUGUUGCUUCAUAGGCUGCGUAGAAUAAGAGAUGUAAUUGUUAGAACCAAUGUUAUCAGCUGCUAGGAGGAAAGACAGGGAGAUCAUCAACAGGAUCAGAGUGGGAUUAAAUGAAAUUAUCUUGAUGGUUAGUUUUUGCUGUUCAGUUUUCACAUUCACUAAACACUGAUCUUGCAUAUGCUAGUAUUGGAAAAGCAGAGAACCUUUCUCUCUAGAGGACAAAAAUAAGUCGAAACAUGAAACUAAAAAAGUUGGCAAUUCCUUUCUAGUUUGACAAUGGAGUUACGUUGUUUUGUUUCAUGGAGGGUUUUUGGAUUGUUUGUUUUAAGCUUAGGAACUAUUUGAUCUAUUUCUCCAUUUUGGGGAAAGAGUGAGAGAUUGAGAUUCAGAUAGCUAACCGAUAAAGGUUAUUCCUUUUGACUAAAUGAUUGUUCAUAUGUUCUACCUACCACUAAAAUGGGGGUGGGCCUAGCGUAAUGCUUACUUGGGGGUGUUUGAGGAAGAAAGGAGGGGAAGUCUGUCUCUAAAUCUGAAGAAAUUAAACAAUCUCAAAAAACAGAUUGUAAAAUGAAAGAAGCAGUCAUGAGACUCCAUCUUUUCUUUCACUAAAUUACUGGUUCAUGGAACAGUGACUUUCUUGGAAAUUUCCGAAGAGCACCAUAUUAGGGGAAUAUUUGGCGACAAGCUGAAUUUGUAGCUAUUUAAGAGUGUUUCUUAGUCUAAUAUGCUCAGUUCCCUUUUGUGAGCAUUAUUAGUGAAGACAAUUUGAUUACUCUGUGUUUUAUUUGAAAGUCAAUUUACUUAGCUCUGAUUUUAGCAUAAGGUAGAUAUGUAAAAAAUCAAUAUUUGUAGAUGGUUGAGCUGAAUUUCAUAUAAAUGUAACAAAUAGAAAAAUCAAAAUGAAAAUCUGUAAAACUUUGCAAACUAACUGGAGGAAUCCUUAUUAAAAUACUGUAAUAAAGAAUUUUUCUUUGUAAAUUACAGUUAAAUGAUAGAACAGCCUAAAACUGUGGUGUUGCAGUUUUUCUACUUCGAAAAAAAAUGUGCUUGAUGAUUCAGAAAUUUUGAAUGAACAGAGUUAAUGAUUAGCUUUUGUUCUAAAACUUUAAACUUGAAUCUUGAAUUGCUAGAAUUGUGUGUCUCAGUAGUAAAUGUAUGUUUAUGUUUAAUUUCUGUUUAUGAGGAAUUUGCCAAGAUUGGAAGUACUUACUUGAAUAGAAAGCAGAAAUGCCUUUCCGGCUAUGCAUUGUCUUGAUUUUGUAUUUCGGAGAUAUGUUACUGGUACUGCAUUCCUACUCUUUAUAUUCUCUUUAGAGUUGGUAGCUAGCUCAAAAAGCAAAUUAAUGAUUUGGUUAAACUAAUAAAUGAGUAGAUAGUCAUCCUUUUUCCAAUUAAUGUACUCUACACUUUUAUGAAAUUCUCUAAGAAAAUAGGUGCUUAGUAGUUAAUGUUACCACAUCUUUAAGUUUAUUUCCUACCAGUAUUGUGAUAUAGUGAAGCAUAUAUUUUUUCAGAAGUCAAAUUUACAACUGUGUGAAUUCAAUAAAUGACUGUUUUGUAGGAAACUUGAGCAUAACACCAGUAAAACCUUUCUAAAAAAAUUUUUACGAGUAUCUGCCUGUUUAACACUUAAUCUGGUGAAGCGAAAACAAACCAAAAUACAUCUCAAAACCUUUCUCAACAGAGAUUACAGAUGGUCUUCAGCACCUUUGUCAAGACAAGAUUUCCAGUCUCACUUGAAAAGUCGUUUAGAAGAAUA